AUGGCAUCUUUCGCUGGUGGUGGACGUGUGGAUAGUGGUACUUCGUUAGAAAAAUGGAUCACUGAAAACAAAGCUCAGUGUCCCCACUGCAGGCGGACACUGUAUACGCAUGCUCUCAUUAACUGCAGAUGGGCUGAUGAUGUUAUCCAGCAGUUAGACCGUUUAAAGAAUAAUGAUGACAAUCUGGCAAUCAAAGCUCCAGAUUCCAAUGCAGAUCUGUGCGAGUCUCACAACGAACGAUUGACUGUUUACUGUGCCACCUGUGAUCGUGUUAUCUGUCAUCGCUGUGCUCUCUUUGACGGUCGCCAUGGCCAGCACUCUUUCCGCCCCUUGGAUGAGGUAUAUCAAGAACACGUGGAUGCUAUUAGACGUGAAAUGGUCAAGCUUAAGAACCGGCGCAAUGAGGUCCAGCGCCUUAUCGAAGACGUGGGCGACAACAUCCUGAUACUUAACGCAAGGAAGGAGAGCCGUGUUGAAGAGAUCAAAAAAAUUGUUGAAUCAAUCAUCUUUCGUCUAGAAUCGCGCCAUACUUCCAAGUUGUCCACUCUGACUGCUCAACGCAAUCACCUGACGCAGGAGACGGAGUUACUGAACUCCCUGCUGAACGAGGUUGAAGCCCAACUGAACUCGACGUCUCCUGCAAAUCUCAUUUUUCGGUCUCCUGCUCUUUCGGCAAUGUUUGCUGAAGUUCAUAAAACUCCCAUGCCUUCCGUCAACUGUGACUAUAGCCCUUAUGACUUCGCAAGCGAACUCGUACCACCAUAUGCGACAGGUGAGUUUGUAAUCCACGGAUUUAGCCGCGUGCGACAGCGAGCUGAGCCCAUUUACAGCCCUCCGUUGGAGUGUGGAGCUUUGAAAUGGCGACUCAAAGUAUACCCCAACGGUAACGGCAUCGUCCGUGGUCAAUAUCUAUCUGUCUUUCUCGAAAUGACCUCUGGUAGAAGAGAACCGUCGAAGUACGAAUAUUACAUUCAGUUAAUCCAUCAGGGUCCCCCACAAGACAGCGCAAAGUGCAUCGCACGUGAAUUUGCAUCUGACUUUGCCGUUGGUGAAUGCUGGGGUUACAACCGCUUUAUCCGCCUAGAUCUUCUUGAUAGCGAAGGCUACAUCUCCUCCAUAGAAGACUGCCUGUGCUUCAACUAUAUGGUUCGUCCUCAGACCUAUCAGCAACAAUGCCGUGACUAUUUGUGGCAUAUUACACAGCUGGAAGAUCAGAAGGAGAAAUUGCAGGAACACGUACGGAGACUGGACACCCAGCUGCGUAGACAAAGGUGCUUUUCCGCAUCCACUUUUACUAAUGCCGUGCCGAACGAACAAUCAGCAUCGCUUUUACUAGGGGAUUCUCAAGGCCUCAGCAUUGUAGGUGAAGGUGACUGUGGCGAUGCUCUUCAUUCUUCUGUCGCCUCGGAGCGUUGUCGUGCUCCUACUCCCGCCUCAGCCGUCGCCCACCCCGCCACGCCCUCGGAAAUCAGUGAGAAGGAAAUAAGCGAAGAAGAAAGUGCUGCUUCGACUUCUGCGCCGCUCAGUGCUCAUGAGGGUGCAGCACACGAGGCAGAACCUCAUGUGGAAAGCGAUGGAGUUAAUGAAUUUGAUAGCGACACUGAUGUUGAUAGUGAAGGCUGUGAGAGCGAUGUGGGAGCCUUUGUGCUCGAUUUGUCGGAUGAGGUUCGCUCCCAGGAAGAGGAGGAGGACGAAGCAGCCGACGUGAUGCCAAUGGAUGAGGGAGAGAGGCCUGAACCUCUCGCAGUUGCGAAUCUGGAGCAUCAACGAAGGGAUCAGGAUUCUGCCGAGAAUGGUGCGGAUCAUUCGCUUGGCGCACACUCCACCGUAGUGGACACCGAUUUUGUCACAGUGCCACAGAGCAACGUUAGCAACAACUUUGGCGAAGGCACUGACAACCAUUCGCCUGUGCGCUACAAUAUGAGGCAACUCUUCUACUACUACCUGAAGAUCGCGCCACACUGCAUUUCCAGUGGGAGUAGCACGAGCAUUUCAUCCAUGCGAGCAGCUGAAUGUACGGAACAGCUUCUCCAAAGUAUAUCGGCUAGAUUAUCUGCAGUUGAGCAGGACAAUGUGGGAGAUGGAAGAGGAACGAACACUGAGGCGGUGCAGCUAGGCAUUAACCGUACUGAGGAUGAAUACCGACCUGAGGUUCUCUACGGUCUUCUGCAAAACCUUCAGAAACUUAAACUAUUAAGGUCUAAUAAUGAUUUCUUCUCUAAUACCGACGUCGACAAGGAUACUGCGUUUCUCGACUUAUUUGGUGACGUCUCCCCAAGGCAACGUCCCGAUGGUGAAGAUGACGAUCGGACGCUGGCCGACGGCGAUAGUCAGUCAUGGGGACAGAGACCUGUCUCAUCCUUGAGGCUAGCAGGGUCCACAGUUACGCCUUGUUCAACUAGUGGCAGCCAAGCUCAACUAGAGACUGAUCUGCUUUUAUCUGAUUCGCUGCCGUCCAACCAUGGUCCAUUUGCGGGUUGUCCAAAUUCAAUGCACCUCUCCGUAUCCCCACCGUCUACUUCUCUCUUCGUGGGUGCAUGCGUAAAUCUGGAUAUUAUCCGCAAACGGGUUCGUGAAAUUCACUGUGGGUCUGCCACUCAUGCCUCCUUUACGGCUGAUCCCACAUCGAACCAGUCUAGUGGAGCGGGAGGCAGAGGUCAGCGACCGUCAAUUUCUGCUGGUGAUACCAUACGUACGGACGUGGGCACGGGGUUCCGUGGUGACAGCCUUAAAACGCAACGUGCAGAGUAA
This is a messenger RNA of Hydatigera taeniaeformis, 2751 nucleotides long. The record is from the annotation of a GenBank genome assembly. Lineage: Eukaryota; Metazoa; Platyhelminthes; Cestoda; Cyclophyllidea; Taeniidae.